AUGGUCAAUUUCCAGAGCUCCGACAUCCCUGACCUCAGCAAUCAGGUCAUCAUUGUUACGGGCGGCAAUGCCGGCCUAGGCUAUGAAAUGAUACGCCAAUUGCGACAACACAAUCCAGCUCGAAUCUACCUGGCUGCGAGAUCUCAGCAAAGGGCUGAAGCAGCUAUCCAGCAGCUUAAGCAAGAUGGAUACGAGAUUCAAUUCGGAACCAAUGUCAUCGGGCCAGCCCUGCUAACUCAGUCCCUGUUGCCAAUGAUCAAGGAAACUGCUGGACUUAAUCCCGAGGCAAGAGCUGUAUUUUUGACAUCUGCAUCAGAGGCAGUGGCUCCCCGCGAUAUCUACGACUUUGCUGAACUCAAGACAACAAUGUCGGGUCGCCAUACAACGAAGCGAUAUGCACUCUCGAAACUUGCAACUAUACAUUAUGCCUCAGCACUCGCUGAACGGCACAAAGGAGUAAAGAUUGUGAGUGUCCAUCCUGGCAUGGUCGCUACAAACCUUCAUCACUCUUCCACGGGCUUCUUCUUGAGGCCAUUCCUCUAUGCCGCGAUCAACCUCUUCGCCACCCCUGUCGACAAGGGCGUCUUGUCUCAGAUCUGGGCCGCUGUCAGUCCUGACGUAAAGACGGGAGAGUAUUAUAGCCCGAUAGGCAUUGCUGGAAAAGGGUCCAACGCAAGUAAGGACCGCAACUUGCAGGAAUCAUUGUAUAAGUGGAUUCAAACCGAGUUGGAAGCACAAGUCGAAGAUCUCACGCAGCCAUCGUAA
Fonsecaea pedrosoi CBS 271.37 is the source of this 765-nucleotide messenger RNA. RefSeq lists its product as uncharacterized. The coding region runs from base 1 to 765 and encodes 254 amino acids. The transcript is spliced from 2 exons. The record is from RefSeq and is a predicted model, not a curated record. Lineage: Eukaryota; Fungi; Ascomycota; Eurotiomycetes; Chaetothyriales; Herpotrichiellaceae.